This is a messenger RNA of Drosophila sechellia, 1751 nucleotides long. RefSeq lists its product as uncharacterized. Bases 322 to 1629 code for a protein of 435 amino acids. The record is from RefSeq and is a predicted model, not a curated record. Lineage: Eukaryota; Metazoa; Arthropoda; Insecta; Diptera; Drosophilidae. The transcript is spliced from 3 exons.
ACUUCCCAUUCAAAAUCGCACACCUCAACGCGCCGCGUGUCGCACUUGGUCCCCCCGGAAUCCAAAAAAAAAUAACCCACCCCAGAAAUUAACCCAACCCCACGUUAAAAUCGCAGUCAAAAUUCACAAGCCGAUCCGAAAGCGCGGUCUAGAAAAAUCCCAAAUCCAAUAGCCAAAAUAUAUAUAGCCAAACGGAAAGUUAAGUAACCCCAAUACAUUUUUUUGCUGUGCGAAGCGAGACAAAGAAGAGUGCCAAAAAGAAUACAGAGCAUCUAAAGAGGAUUACCAAUUCAAAGAGGAGCCGCAGAAACCAAUGCAAAGAUGUGCCACAAUUCAGGGAUCGUGGAGAAAAACAACGAGCAGCAGAUCGAGCGCUACAUGGCCUGUGGGAUGCCAUCGAAGGCGGUGAAGAGUGUCAAGUACACGCUGAAGAAGCGCGAGAAGAAGGAGCAGCAGCGGAGAGAUCUGCAGAGGGAACAGCAGUUCCUUGAGGAACUUGAGCUAAGCAGCAGCGCCAGUGACGACUCCUCCUCCUCCUCCUCGUCGGUCACUGGCAGCGAUAGCGAGAAUAGCGGCGUUACCGAAACCGUUUUGAAAUCCUCGCCUUCGGCGGAUAUGACAACCAGUCCAAAGGUCAUAUCACCGGCCCCCACACCCAGGAGCGACCUCCUGCGAUUCUGCCCACGUUUUCGCAAGCUGCAGCAGGAGCAGCAGCAGCAGAUGCUCAAGGAGAUGGAGUUGCAGGAGGAGGAGUCCUUGGCCACCAGCACGCCCGCCGCCGCCCUGAAGGCUCAACAGCAGCGCAAGCUGAGCUUCAUGGAGCCGUCGAUGGACGACGCCCUGGCCAUCGGCACACAGAUGACUAGGCAGGUGUCCGAGCGAAUCACCUGCCUGGUGGCCAAGCUGCAGGCCAGUCGCCUGUACACAAUUCUGACGCGUACGACACAGCCAGCACACUUGAUAGCUGUUUGCAUCUUGGCCUUUGUGCUGAUGACUGUGGGACGCGACCUCAUCGACCCAACGACAACAGUAGCAACAGAAGCAGCAGCGGAGAACGCAGCUGCGUCUGCAACAGCAGCAUCGACGAGAACAGCAACGGGCGGAGUUAUGGCGGCCUUGGUCUUCCUGGGCGCUUUUGCCACCCACUUUGGGUCUCAGAUCUGGAUGACAUUUGUCUCGGGACUCUCGCUGUAUUUCUCUCUGCCCCGCCACGUUUUCGGUCAGUGCCAGCAGAUCCUCUUCCCGCGCUACUUCGCCCUGAACGCCAUGCUCAGUCUCACGAUGCUGGUGGUGUAUGCCAAGUAUUUCCUCAGCGGAUGGACGACAUCGGCGGGCAUCCAGAUGGGAUCGCUGGCCCUGGCGGCGGGAAUCGAGGUGGUGGUGCGCCUGUACCUGGUGCCACCGAUGCUCCAGCUGAUGCACGAGAAGUACAAGAUCGAGGAUGCAAUCGGCAGUGGCCAGGAGGUGGGCAGCCUCGUCCAGGGCGACCUCGUCGAUUGCCCGCACUAUCAGCGCAUCCACAAGGGAUUCCGGCGCAUCCACAUGACCAUCGCCAUUGGCAAUAUGACGGUCAUGCUGACCACCUGCCUGCAGCUGUAUUUUCUGGCAUCGAAAAUACGCCUUAGCUAAGGCAAGCCCGAAGUGAAGAAUUUAUAGAUUUAGGUUCCCACCACAUAACAACGCAUACACACAUUACUACUAUUGUAUUUCCAUGUUCGAUAAAUGUCUCAAAAUCUAUAUGGCUUAUUGAA